Molecule: messenger RNA, 3076 nt
Organism: Myripristis murdjan (pinecone soldierfish)
Lineage: Eukaryota; Metazoa; Chordata; Actinopteri; Holocentriformes; Holocentridae
Product: mitogen-activated protein kinase kinase kinase 20-like
Exons: 12
Coding region: 656-2536 (626 amino acids)
Biological process (GO): protein phosphorylation
Cellular component (GO): cytoplasm
Molecular function (GO): ATP binding; MAP kinase kinase kinase activity
Source: RefSeq, a predicted model, not a curated record
GUGUGUGUGUGUGUGUGUGUGUGUGUUUGUGGUAUAUAGUCUGCUUUAUAUAGCAACAGUUAUCCUGGCCCAGGAAGAAGGAAUGCCCUGGAUGCCAGUGACCAUAUUUGAACAGCGUGUUUGCUAGAAGCUGACGACACUCACACUGACUGCAUAUCGUAACUUGCAGUAACACACACUCAAACGUACACACGUCCAAGCCCUUCAUCUUUACACAUUGUGAGUAGGUGUGUGUGUGUAUGUCCGUGCGUAUGUGCAUGCUCAUAUGUCUGGGUUUGUGUGCUGCAGUUACACGAGAUCACCACCGUGAGGCAGUGUAGUGCCUUGUGUUUUAGUGACAGCGAGCUUUGACUUCAACUGACUUUUACUGACUCACAGGGAGCAAACUUCUCUCUCUCUUUCUCUCUCCCCCUCUCUCUCUCUCUAUCCAGCACUUUCUAGUUUCUUCUCUCUGACAAUCUGUUUUGCUGACUCAUAACAUCCACUGUGGAGGAACUUCUCUCCCUCUCUUUUCUAUUUCUCUCUCUCUUUCUCUCUCUCUCUAUCUCUCUCUCUCUCUCUCUGAACUGAUCCGUGACCCUGUGUGCUACUUGUACAUUUUGGGGCAGCAGCCGUCAAGUGCGAGCUUGUGUGUGUGUGCGUGUGUCAGUAUGCCAUGUCGUCCCUGGGCUCGUCGUUUGUGCAGAUAAAGCAUGAGGACCUGCUCUUCUAUGAGAACUGUGGAGGGGGCAGCUUUGGGAGCGUUUACAGAGCCCUCUGGAUAUCCCAGGACAAGGAAGUGGCUGUGAAGAAACUUUUGAAGAUUGAAAAAGAGGCUGAGAUUCUCAGUGUCCUGAGUCACAAGAACAUCAUUCAGUUUUAUGGAGCCGUCCUGGAAUCUCCCAACUAUGGCAUCGUCACAGAGUAUGCAAGUGGGGGGUCUCUGUAUGAGUACCUGUCCAGUGAGCAGAGUGAGGAGAUGGACAUGGAGCAGAUCAUGACGUGGGCCAUACAGAUAGCUAAAGGAAUGCAUUACCUCCAUGCGGAAGCUCCAGUCAAAGUCAUUCACAGAGACCUCAAGUCACGGAAUGUGGUAAUGACAGCAGACAAAGUGCUGAAGAUUUGUGACUUUGGGGCAUCUAAGUUCCUGUCACACACCACCCAUAUGACGGUGGUGGGCACUUUUCCCUGGAUGGCCCCUGAAGUCAUCCAGAGCCUGCCUGUCUCUGAGACCUGUGACACCUACUCUUAUGGUGUGGUGCUAUGGGAGAUGCUGACUCGUGAGGUUCCUUUCAAAGGCUUCGAAGGCCUGCAAGUGGCAUGGCUGGUGGUCGAAAAACAAGAGAGGCUGACCAUCCCCACCAGCUGUCCACAAAGCUUUGCAGAACUGAUGAGGAAAUGUUGGCAAGCCGACCCCAAAGAGCGUCCGCAGUUCAAGCAGGUGCUGAUGACUUUGGAGACCAUGGCCAAUGACAGCAGGCUACCAGACCAGUGUAACUCCUUUUUACAUAACAAGGACCAGUGGAGGUGUGAGAUCGAGUCAACUCUGGAGCGCCUGCGGAAGCUGGAGAGGGAGCUCUACUCCAAGGAGAAGGAGCUGGAGGAGAGGGAGAGGAGGCUCAGGCUGUGGGAGGAGAGGCUGAUGGAGAGGUCCAACAUGACACCCAGUCCAACCUCCCUGCUCAUGGAGCGCUCCAAUAUCCCACCGUUCUUCAGUUCCAUUGGUUCCUCGGGCUCCUUCUUCCGCUCACACUCACAGGAGUCCAACAGCGCAGCGGUCAGCAGCGCCGGGGUCAGCUGCCUCAUCCGCACCCUCAGCAACGGGGACACCGAGAGGGGAACCGGGGGAGGAAUUGAGAGGGGAGUGGGCUCACUCGAUGGCGGGAGGCUGCAUGCCAUGCUCCGAGGGUUCCAGGGUCGGUUCGGAGAGGAGGACGAGGAAGAGGAAGGAACCCUGGAGGAGAAGGGCUGGGGGCAGAGGGAGAGGGAGAAGGAGAGGGAGGAAGGCGGGAGCAUGGAGGGAGGCAGGGUGCAGGCAGAGGGGGAGACAGAGAAGGAGGGAGGAUGGGAGAUGGAGAAGCUGGGGAACAGGCUAGAGGAGAGAGGGAUGGAGGGAGGGAUAGAGGGAGGGAGGCUUCAGACGAUGUUCAAGGGCCUCCAAGGUAGCCUGGGGGGUUUCAGUGACAUGCUGUCCUUAGAUAUGGAUGAGAUGGGGGAGAUGGAGGGACUGGGUGACAUGGACAUGGACAUGAACAUGAACAUGGGCGACUUGGGUGUCAUGAAGGUCGUAGGCCACGGGGUCAGGAGCGAGCGCAGGAGGAGUGACAUGGGCGUCGUCGUCCAGGGAGUCAGGGGUGACCUCAGUAGUGAGGCUGUCAGCCAGAAGAUCAGAGGGGAGGUGGGGGUCAUAGGUCACUCAGGGGUGCAAGUGAGCAUGCGGGCUUCUUCCAAUCAGAACUCUUCGAAGAGCUGCAGCGUGCGACAUGGAACCAAAAUCAACAUGGCGACAGCAGCCAUGGACAUGAUGGAGCUGGGCUGGUCUGAUGAUAGCGACUAGGAAACACUCACCAAUACACACACUCAGACACUCUAACACACACACACACACACACACACACACACAAACACAGAGGCCAAACGCAAUAGAUUUUGACCUUUGAGCACAUAUCUGAGCUAUGUGCCUUAGGGACGCCAGUUGCAAAGCACUGGGUCUAAACACAUGUCUGUUUUUGUUAAACUAUUCAUUUUUUAUUGAGGCAAAUGUAUACUACACCCAUAUGUGUACUGUGAAGUAAGAAGGAGCAAAAAGGUAGAAAGUGGUUGUCUUGUCUUGUUGUCAUGUUGUCAGAAUGACUUCACCUGUGUACUUUAAUGUGCUAUUUAAAACUGCUGCAUAACAUAAGAAGUACAGGUGUUACAGAAAAAAACACUUGAAUGUCGCUCUAGUGAGGCAGCACCUCGUGAUAUGUAUUUUUCCUGCUUAUAGAGUAUCUUAUAGUUUAUAGAUUUGAUUUGUUCAAAACAAUAAGCUUUGACUUCAUCAAUUCUAACUGUGAUCCAGUGUGUGAAUUUUUUUUUUUUUUUUUUUUGGCAUUUC